ACCGAUCGACCGAGUCCUGCUUUUGUUUACACAUGUAGCACAACACCACGAAAUAACCACAGUUAACUGCUUUGGCGCAGUACGUUGUCAAUAACCUAUCUAUAUUAUUUGGCGUUUUACACGGGACGAGAGAUACAUGAACAUUUGCUCUAUUCUGCCAUCUUAGGAGAUCUUCUAGCCAAGAGGAGUUGAUAUAACAGCUGAUUUGAUAUGGACGUAGGUUCUUGUAUAAUGAUGACAUCUCUGCAAAAUUCGACAUAUAGGGAAAGAAUAUGUGGACAAAUAAAGGAAAAGUAGCAAGAAAACGAAAAACAAGGGGACUUUCGAAAUCAGCGUCAGGUUUUUACAACGUCAAAUCUUGUGACACGCUCAUAGCUUGUAAAAGACAAUUAUGAAGCUGCAAAUACCUGCAGUAAUGCGGUCUCGUGCCGCUGAAAUGACGUCACAAUUUUGGUUAGUAAUGUCUCAUAUCUGGGAUACGAUGAGUGAUGGGCGUGUCGUCGGCAGAGCUUUCUUCUGGUAUAUCUGGAUCAUGGUUGUCAUGGCAACCGUUUCAACGCUGGCCCUCUGGGCAUCGCUGGAUGCCAGUUAUGGGCAUCCUGGUGUAGUACAUCGCUAUGCAAGAGAAGCCGAAGAAGGAUCGGGUUUGAUGGAUAGUCUGAGAAGGUUAUCUUAUCAGAUUGAUGGAGCUUUCACAAGACCACGAACAGUCGACGUCAAAGCAAGAAAAUUAAUCCAUGGUCCAGUAUGCCCAGAAAUAGACAUACCCGGUUCAGAGAAAAAUUUAACUCAUGAACUCAACGAAACAACAAUGUUCCACGUGGAAGAACGCGUUCUCCACACUCAUACCAUGGAUGCCCGUCGGCUUACCCAACAUAGCAACGAGAAACUUCAGAAGCUCUACCAGGCGAGGAAGAUCAACACCGCAUCUGGAGCUGGUAUCCCUGAUGUACUGAAUGACGGACUGGAGACGGAGGAAUACAUCUUGUUGCCAGGAGGACACUGGAUUCCAACCAAGUGCUCACCGAGAUGGAAGGUAGCCAUAGUGAUACCUUUUCGUGACAGGCACCAGCACCUUCCAAUCUUACUUCUUCAUCUUGUUCCAUUCCUCAAGAGCCAAUAUCUGGAGUUCUCCAUCUUUGUCAUUGAACAGGAAAAUGAUCUCCGUUUUAACAGGGCGAUGUUAAUGAACGUCGGUUUCGUCGAGGCUUUGAACUACACCAUGUUCGACUGUUUUAUCUUUCACGAUGUCGACCAUAUACCUCUCAACUACGGUAACCUCUACGGCUGCAGCGGCAUGCCUCGACACUUCGUCUCUGGUGUCGACCGGUGGAACUACAAAUUACUGUAUGGGGCCUUCUUCGGGGCUGUGACGGGUUUCACGAGGACCCAGAUCGAGAAAUUUAACGGGUUUCCCAAUGCUUACUGGGGCUGGGGAGGAGAAGAUGACGACAUCUUAGGUCGGAUAAGAGCCAAGGGGCUGUCCAAGACUAGGCCCUGGGGACCGGUCGGGUUCUACAAUGUCAUUCCACAUCACCAUAAGAGCGCCAAGAAAAAUAUGGACAGGGUAUGUCUUCUAAACCAUUACAAAGAGCGCAUGGAAACUGAUGGCUUGAGCAACCUUUACUAUGGCACACCGAGUGUACAACUGUACCCUCUGUAUACAAACAUUGGAGUCGACAUCCAGGACCUUCCUUGGAAUGUUGCGUGGCACGUGUGCGAUCGAGAUGCUGAGCUCUUUGAGAAGAUUCUUAGAGAGAAAGAUGUCGUUGCCGGCGAAGGACAUAUAUUAGAGAUUCAAAAGGAAGAUGUGAAAAAACCUAAAGAAGAAUCGCCGAAGGGUUGAAUAAAAACUCAAGUUGCUGCAUCAUUCACAGUUCAUUAAGCUGUACCGGAAAAAGACAUUAACGAAUUUUCGAUAAUCAUAAUUAUGCCCUCUCUACAAGAGAUUAAAGGUUGUUUCAGAUAAUUAGAUAUUUGUAAGGUCAAUCAGAGAGUUAUAGGACUACACAUCGCAACUCGUACCCUUUCCAAUGGAAGCAACCUUCCAAAUGAACUUAUCUUGAUAUGGACUCUGUGUAAUAGAUACAUGUAUGUGCUAUGAAUAUGUAGGAUUAUUUAUAAACGUUUCAAUUUGCUUUCAUUGUUAUCAUUAUUUGUAUUGCUGCGUUGUACUGUUACGUGAUUUUUGUACCUCGGGUAAUUAAUAGAUGUUCGUAGAGUUACUGACCAGUUUUGUAAAUUGAUGAAAAUUCGUCAUUGGUCGAUAUAUGCAUUAUAUAGUCGAUCAAUUUUAUUUGUUCAAUUCAUUCGUGAUAUAAUCAUUACAUUGUAUUUCAGUGUUAUUAUUAUUUUUUUGUUUGGGGGGGGGGGGGG
This is a messenger RNA of Strongylocentrotus purpuratus (purple sea urchin), 2376 nucleotides long. Its product is annotated as beta-1,4-galactosyltransferase 5. Gene Ontology annotation, biological process: carbohydrate metabolic process. The record is from RefSeq and is a predicted model, not a curated record. The transcript is spliced from 9 exons. NCBI's taxonomy places the organism in Eukaryota, Metazoa, Echinodermata, Echinoidea, Camarodonta, Strongylocentrotidae. Gene Ontology annotation, molecular function: UDP-galactose:glucosylceramide beta-1,4-galactosyltransferase activity. The coding region runs from base 392 to 1846 and encodes 484 amino acids.